UCGGGACGGCCCUGACCCACCUGCUGAGGCGGAAGGGCCAUGAGGUUCAGCAUAUCUCCCGCAGCCCGGGGGCUGGAGUCACCUGGAGCGAUGUGAGGGAGCAGGGUUUACCCGAAUGUGACGCUGUGCUCAAUGUGGCCGGGCAGAACGUCCUCAACCCCUUCAGAAGGGUAUUACCGCCCCAGUCUGACGGUGGAGUACGAUGAGGACAGUGCCGGUGGGGAUUGGGAUUUCUUUUCCGGGCUGGUCCGGGAUUGGGAGCGAGCGGCCUGGCUCCCUCCGGAGGUGGCCCGGGACGUGCGUCAGGUGGUGGUCCGUUCCGGAGUGGUGCUGGGACGGCAGGGUGGUGCGAUGAAGCUGAUGGUGUGGCCGUUCUGGCUGGGCCUGGGUGGGCCGAUGGGGUCAGGCCAGCAGUUCAUGCCCUGGAUCCACGUGGACGAUCUGAGCGGGAUCCUCGCUCACGCGCUGGAGGACCGGCGGGUGGCGGGGGUGUUGAACGGAGUGGCCCCAGCCCAGGUCACCAACGGGGAGUUUGCCAGGGCCCUGGCGCGCAGCCUAUCCCGGCCCUCAGUGCUGCCCCCAGUGCCUGCUGUGGUACUGCAGGCCCUGCUGGGCACUGAGCGGGCAGUGCUGCUGCUGGAGGGUCAGAGGGUAAUUCCCAGGAGAACCCUGCAGAGCGGGUACACAUACCUCUACCCCGAGCUCCACACAGCCCUGAGGGACAUUGUGUCCUGACCUCUCAUGGAGAUCGGAACUAGGGUGGGGGGGGUGGUCAGAGGGUGAUACGGUCAGGGGGUCAGAGGGCGGUGAGGCUGGAGGGUUGGACGGUGGUGAGGUCGAGGGUCAGAGGGCCACUGAGGUCAUGGUAUGGUGGGGUCGAGGGUCAGGGUGGUGAGGUUGCGGGAUAGUGAGGUCAAGGCUCAGAGGGGUACAGGCCACGGGAUGCUGAGGGUGAGGGUCAGAGGACGAUGAUGUCAAACAGAGGGCGGCGACAUUUGAGGGUUAGAGCACAGUGCGGUCAGGGGUCAGAGGGCGGUGGGGUC
Hemiscyllium ocellatum (epaulette shark) is the source of this 1043-nucleotide messenger RNA. It is a transcript of the gene sdr39u1, whose product is annotated as short chain dehydrogenase/reductase family 39U, member 1. Bases 133 to 735 code for a protein of 200 amino acids. Lineage: Eukaryota; Metazoa; Chordata; Chondrichthyes; Orectolobiformes; Hemiscylliidae. The transcript is spliced from 4 exons. The record is from RefSeq and is a predicted model, not a curated record.